AUGAGUUUUCUAAUUAUUGUUUUUAUUUUGGUCCUCGUCCCUCAUAUUGUUCUUGGUAGAGUAAUUACAAAAAAUGAAGGAGUAGUAUUUGGUCAAACUUACAACCCCACAUGGGGUGGCAAUCAUUUAGUGUCUUUAAAUCAAGGGAACGAAAUUCUGCUCACAAUGGAUAACUAUUCAGGAGCUGGAUUUGCAUCGAAGAUGACUUAUGGCUCUGGAUUCUUCCAUAUGAGGAUCAAAGUACCAGGCAGUGACUCUGCAGGAGUUGUCACAGCUUACUAUUUGACAACACUUGGAAAAUUGCACGAAGAGAUGGACUUUGAAUUUUUGGGCAAUAGAAUAGGGAAGCCAUAUAUAUUACAGACCAAUGUGUUUGCAAAUGGAGUAGGAAAUAGGGAACACAAAAUUCAUCUUUGGUUUGACCCCACAAUCGAUUUUCACGACUACAAAAUUCUUUGGAAUGCACAUCAAAUUGUAUUUUAUGUGGACAAUAUCCCCAUUAGAGUAUACAAGAACAAUACCAAUAUUGGAGCGAGCUAUCCAUCAAAUGCUAUGCAAAUACAAAUAAGUUUGUGGAAUGGUGAAGAUUGGGCAACAGAAGGAGGCAAAGCCAAAAUCAAUUGGAAUUAUGCACCUUUUAAAGCAUACUUCCAAGGAUUUGAUGUUAGUGGAUGUCCAAGUCUAAAUCCAAACUUGGUUGAUCCUAAAUGUUUUAAUGGUAAUUUCUGGUGGAAUAACCAAAAUUAUUGGCAAUUAAAUCCUCAAGAAGAAAAACAAUUAGAAAAUAUAAAGAAAAAUUAUGUAAUAUAUGACUAUUGUACUGAUAGAAAAAGAUAUCCUACACCUCCUCAUCCUACACCUCCUAUAGAAUGCCUACAUUAA
This is a messenger RNA of Cicer arietinum (chickpea), 882 nucleotides long. Its product is annotated as xyloglucan endotransglucosylase/hydrolase protein 2-like. NCBI's taxonomy places the organism in Eukaryota, Viridiplantae, Streptophyta, Magnoliopsida, Fabales, Fabaceae. Gene Ontology annotation, biological process: cell wall biogenesis; xyloglucan metabolic process. Gene Ontology annotation, cellular component: cell wall; apoplast. The record is from RefSeq and is a predicted model, not a curated record. Gene Ontology annotation, molecular function: xyloglucan:xyloglucosyl transferase activity; hydrolase activity, hydrolyzing O-glycosyl compounds.